UAGUUUCUCGCUUGCUAGAUCCCGAAGCUUGAAACGCGUCAAUUUACCUGUUUCUGGUUUUUGGUUCUGGGGCGACGCACCAAUUAGGGUUCCGGGGGCGCGUGAUCGCGGGAUUUCAAUGUCUACGGAAAGGAAGAGGAACGCGAGAUUGUUUGAUGUGGACCGGUCAUCGGUCUCUUCUGAGGGGUAUUCGCUGGAUGGAAAGCUGGAUUCGCAGAGGCAUUCGGACAUACUCCAGAAGAGGGAAACUCUUCCAGUUAGGAAGCAGAAGAAUGAGUUUUUGGAUGUCUUGAAGAAGAACCAGGUUAUCAUCCUUGUGGGCCAGACUGGAAGUGGCAAAACUACCCAGAUUCCGCAGUUUGUUUUGGAAGCUGUUGAGGUGGAAACUUCCGUUAAGAGGCCCAAGAUGAUGGUUGCUUGCACUCAGCCUUGUCCAGUGGCUGCAGUGUCUGCUUCGCAACGUGUUGCUGAAGAGAUGAAUGUCAUCGUUGGUGAAGAAGUUGGUUAUAGCAUCUGUUUCGAAGACAAUAUUAGUGAUAAGACAGUUUUGAAGUAUUUAACGGAUGGUAUGCUCUUAAGAGAAGCCAUGGCCAAACCACUAUUAGAAAUGUACAGAGUAAUAAUCAUUGAUGAAGCUCAUGAGAGAACUUUAGCAACAAGCGUGCUCUUUGGAUAUCUCAAACUAGUGUUGGGAAUGCGUCCAGAUCUUAAAUUGGUGGUCAUGAGUGCUACUGUAGAAGCUAAGUUACAAGACUAUUUUGAUGGGGCACCUCUAAUGAAAAUUUAUUGUGUGCACCACCCUGUGGAUAUAUUCUACACAAUGAAGCCUGAAAGUGACUUCCUUGGAGCUACAAUUCGAUCUGUUGUCGAAAUACACCAACGGGAAGAGCCUGGAGAUAUACUAGCGUUUUUAACACGUCAGGAAGAGAUAGAAGAGGCUUGCCACAGAAUUUCUGAAGAGAUUGGUAAAUUAGGAAACAAGGUGGGACCUGUGGAAAUCGUGUAUUUGCACUCAACUCUUCCUCCAGACAUGCAGCAGAAGAUAUUUGAGCCUGCUCCACCUCCUUUAGUUGAGGAUGGUCCACCUGGGAGGAAAAUCGUUGUCUCGACGAUCACUGCUGAAACAUCUCUUAGUAUAGACAGGAUUGCUUAUGUGAUUGAUCCCGGUGUUGUCGAACAAAAAUUUUAUGACUCACGGGUUGGAGUCAAGUUCCUUAUGGUUUCUCCAGUUUCCAGGGAUAGGGCUGAUAUGAGAGCCUCUCUUGCUGGUAGGACAGUGCCAGGGAAAUGCUUUAGGCUUUAUACUGAGAGGAGUUACAAUCAGGAUCGUCACGCGCAGACUGAUCCCGAGAUAUUGAGGUCGGAUUUAGGGAGUAUUGUCCUGAUAUUGAAGAAGCUGGAAGUUCCUGAUCUACGUCAUUUCAUGAACCUACCUGCAGAAGAGGCGUUGACGAGGGCUUUGAAAGAGUUGUCAGAUUUGGGAGCAUUAGAUGAUAAGGGGAACUUGACGAAGUUGGGGAAUAUGAUGAGUAAGUUUCCGCUUGAUCCUCAGAUGGCGAAGAUGCUGGUUGUUAGUCCAGGCUUUAAUUGCUCGAAUGAGAUCCUCUCUAUUUGUGCUAUGCUAUCAGGUAUGUCCCCAGUUUUCUCAUUUUGCUUUGAUAAAGUCAAAGCUAGGUUCGUUGACACUGAUGGUGAUUACCUGACUCUGUUGAACGUCUACAAUGAGUUCAAGCGCAACAAAGAGGAUUUAUCUUGGUGUGAUACAAAUUUCAUCAACUAUAGUGUGCUUAAAUCUGCACAAAAUGUGAGGCAGCAUCUUGUGCAGUGCAUGUCAAGGUGUGGAAUUGAGAUGUGCCGCACCUAUUUAUACGGCCCGGAAUACUAUGACAACAUUAGUAAGGCAAUACUAGCAGGGUAUUUUAUGCAAGUUGCUCAUCUGGAGUGCACUGGAGACUACUUGACUGUCAAGGGUAACCAAUACGUGCACUUACAUCCAUCAAAUUUUCUGGGUGGCAAGCCAGAAUGGGUGGUGUACCAUGAAAUUGUGUCGACUAGCAUGAACUUCAUUCGUACAGCGAUGGAUGUUCGUGGUGAAUGGCUGGUAGACAUAGCUCCUCCUCGUUACUAUUUGAAGAACUUCCCCAACUCUGAAGCAAAGCAGAUUCUCGAGCUUUUGGAGAAGUGGAAGGAGGAGCAAAGGAAGUGGGAGAGGGAGGAGAGCAAGAACAAAAGAUAUGUUCCCAGGAAGCGGGGGGAGGAAGUAGGCUCCCGAGAAGUGCACAGGAAGCAGGAGAGGGAGGAGAGCAGGAACAAAAGAUAUGUUCUCUCCUCGAACUGCGCUUGGAAGCGGGAGGAGAGCAAGAACAAAAGAUAUGUUCCCAGGAAGCGGGGGGAGGAAGUAGGCUCCCGAGAAGUGCACAGGAAGCAGGAGAGGGAGGAGAGCAGGAACAAAAGAUAUGUUCUCUCCUCUAACUGUGCUUGGAAGCGGGAGGAGGAAGUAGGCUCCCGAGAAGUGCACAGGAAGCGGGAGAGGGAGGACAGAGAGAGGCAGUGGGAGGAGCGCAAGCGCAAGUGCGCAACAAGAAAACAAUAAGACUUGUUAUAAACAGACCCCUACAAUACUAGAAACACCAAACAAGGAAAUCGAAGCUACCAAAAUAGGUAUAACCCUCUCCAAAUAUAAACUUCCCCCUCUUUGCAACCUAAGAAGAAACCAUAGAUCGGAACACUCACACCAAAUUCUGGAGACUCAUAACUCGACCAAUACUUGUACUUAUUUUCCUCCUAACUAUAAGCUACAUAGCCUACAUAUAUUUUCAUUCAAGUUAUACCUUUCUUUCAGUUAAGUAUACUAACGUAUUGGUCAUGUAUAUUAUUACUGCAUUUACUAAUCUAUUAGUACCUAUAUAACUAC
Messenger RNA from Linum tenue, 2914 nucleotides. The record is from the annotation of a GenBank genome assembly. NCBI's taxonomy places the organism in Eukaryota, Viridiplantae, Streptophyta, Magnoliopsida, Malpighiales, Linaceae.